UGGAAACAAAAAAGCGAAAACAAUAACACCUCUUACGAGCACAUCGCAAUCGAGCAAAAGACUCCUUUAUCAGCUCUCGGAGCACUCGGUCGGAAGUCAGUUGAAUCUCAACUGCUUCAGGGGCAGCAUCCUCGUCUCGUAGGCAGCCAAGACAUAGACUACCCGAAGUCGGUUAUCUCCCAGGACUCUGGCUGAAUUGUUCUAGUUUUUGUUUUUCAAUCGUUUUCUGUGUACUGUGAAGUUCUUCAAAUUUACACAAAAAAAGUGACCAGUGAUAAUUUCGAUUGCAAUUCGAAGCCAAAAACACGUGCGGAAAUUAUGUGUCUGUUAGAAACACGUUUGUGAUAAACAAUUGGACAUAGUGAUCGUCAGAUGCAGUAACUGUGUGUGCAAGUCCUGAUAAGCCUAAACGAACAGAGGAAAACUCCAGAAUGACCUCCAAUUGCGAGAUCACGGUCACCAGCCCGCAGGAGGCCCAGACCAAGAGCAGUAUCAUUGUGGUGUCAAAUCGGUUACCAUUCGUACUGAAACGAGAUCCCAAAAGUGGCAACCUCAGCCGUAAUGCUAGCGCUGGCGGUUUAGUAACGGCGGUAGCUCCAGUCGUCAUCAAGGGCAAAGGUCUUUGGGUCGGAUGGUCUGGCAUUACAUUGUCCGAUAAGGACCAAAUCCCCGAAUCCGAUCCCUCGGAUCGAACACCCACUGCGGGCUUACUUUCGGAACAGGUCGUAUCGGUGAACGUUGAACCGGUACUGUUCGACAGCUAUUACAACGGAUGCUGUAAUGGAACGUUCUGGCCACUGUUCCACUCGAUGCCCGGCCGAGCUACGUUUAACGCAGAAAACUGGAGCGCAUACUAUCAGGUGAAUAAGGAAUUUGCCACGAAGACUGUAGAGGCAUUAGAAAGAUGUUUGAAGCAAAAUAAGAACCCAGGUGUGCCGAUCGUGUGGAUUCACGAUUACCAUCUAAUGCUGGCGGCCAAUUGGGUUCGCGAAGAAGCAGAUGAAAAGAACCUACCAUGUCACAUAGCAUUCUUCCUGCACAUCCCAUUCCCGCCGUGGGAUAUCUUCCGUCUGUUCCCUUGGUCAGAUGAAAUUCUACAAGGAAUGCUAGCGUGCGACAUGAUCGGUUUCCACAUUCGAGAUUACUGCUUGAACUUCGUGGACUGUUGUCAGCGAAAUCUCGGUUGCCGAGUCGACCGAAAGAACCUACUCGUCGAGCACGGAGGUAGAUCCGUCCGUGUACGACCCCUGCCGAUUGGAAUCCCCUUCGAAAGAUUCGUCGAACUGGCCAAAAAGGCGAAGCGUGUCCUCAGGACCAACCAGAAGAUCAUCCUCGGUGUAGAUCGGCUGGACUACACCAAAGGAUUGGUCAACCGCCUCAAGGCUUUUGAAGUACUUCUGGAGAAACAUCCAGAGCAUCGAGAGAAUGUCAGCAUGCUUCAAAUUUCGGUUCCUUCGCGUACUGAUGUGAAGGAAUACCAAGAACUGAAGGAAGAAAUGGAUCAGCUUGUGGGAAGGAUAAAUGGUCGAUUUACCACGGCCAACUGGUCUCCAAUCCGGUACAUUUACGGCUGUGUUGGCCAGGAAGACUUGGCCGCUUUCUACCGGGAGGCCUCGGUAUGUCUCGUAACACCACUCCGCGACGGAAUGAACCUGGUCGCCAAAGAAUUCGUCGCCUGUCAAAUCAACGAACCACCGGGAGUUCUGAUCGUAUCGCCCUUUGCCGGAGCAGGAGAAACCAUGCACGAGGCCCUGCUUUGCAACCCAUACGAAAUCGAAUCCGCAGCGGAAGUGAUACAUCGGGCUUUGACCAUGCCCGAAGACGAGCGCUCGUUACGGAUGGGACGCAUGCGAAGGCGGGAAAUGCAACAGGACGUCAACAGCUGGAUGCGACAGUUCCUAAAAGCCAUGGAUUCAUUGGAAGAGGAUGAAAUCGGUACCACUACGAUGCACCCGGUCACUGUGGAUGACUUCGAUGAUUACCUUUUGAACUACGUCGGAUACAAUCACAAACUGGCCCUACUGUUGGAUUACGACGGUACUCUGGCACCGAUCGCACCCCACCCAGAUCUGGCAACACUGCCACCAGAGACCAAGAACGUACUUCAGCGAUUGUCGAACCACUCGGACGUGUACAUUGCGGUCAUCUCCGGUCGAAAUGUGGACAACGUCAAAGCCAUGGUCGGAAUCGAAGGUAUCACCUACGCCGGAAACCAUGGCCUGGAGAUUGAGCAUCCAGAUGGCAGUAAAUUCAUCCAUCCGAUGCCCAUGGAGUACGAGGGCAAGAUGACCAAACUGCUCAAGGCCUUGCAAGAAGAGGUUUGUCAUCAUGGGGCAUGGGUUGAGAACAAGGGCGCUCUGCUGACGUUCCACUACCGGGAGACGCCGAACGAGUGGCGAUCCAAACUGGUGACCAAGGCGCGCCAGUUGAUCAUCGACAACGGGUUCAGCGUCACCGAAGCGCAUUGCGCCGUGGAAGCGAAACCUCCGGUCCAGUGGAACAAGGGUCGAGCCUCGAUCUAUAUCUUGCGGACGGCAUUCGGAGUGGAUUGGAGCGAGCGGAUCAAGAUCAUCUACGCUGGUGAUGACGUGACCGAUGAGGACGCGAUGAUGGCCCUCAAAGGUAUGGCAGCCACGUUCCGCGUCACCAACGCUCAGAUAGUCAAAACGUCAGCCGAGCGGCGUCUCCCGUCGACGGAUUCCGUGCUGACGAUGCUGAAGUGGGUCGAACGGCAUUUUAUGCGCCGUAAGCCCCGUUCCAACAGUCUGACCUAUAAAAACCGCAAGAAGGACUGCGUCAAGAUGCAGCUGGCGUUCGAACUGGUCCCAAGUCCCAAUCACAGUGCCGCCAACAGCUCCGACGAGCGGGAUUAGAGGCAGUGAGUGGUAGCACCCACUCGAUGAUUUUAGCGAAGCAAAUUUUUGUUUUAAUCUAGGGUCUUUUAAAUAGUUCUAGGAUUUUACAAGUGUACACAAGUGAAAUAUGAUUUUGCUUACUGUUUUUUGUUUCGAAUGUUUCUCUUACUGUGAGAUUAAAAAAAACUGAAUAAAUAAAUUCUAGGUAGAUCUUAA
This is a messenger RNA of Aedes albopictus (Asian tiger mosquito), 3071 nucleotides long. RefSeq lists its product as uncharacterized. Gene Ontology annotation, cellular component: cytosol; alpha,alpha-trehalose-phosphate synthase complex (UDP-forming). The record is from RefSeq and is a predicted model, not a curated record. The transcript is spliced from 5 exons. Gene Ontology annotation, biological process: trehalose biosynthetic process. Gene Ontology annotation, molecular function: trehalose-phosphatase activity. Bases 432 to 2873 code for a protein of 813 amino acids. Lineage: Eukaryota; Metazoa; Arthropoda; Insecta; Diptera; Culicidae.